GCGCGGUGCAUGCCGGGCAAGCGAGGUCCUCUUCCGCUGCCAUCUUGGUUUCCUCCUUGGGAGGUUGGGGGCGGCUAUGGAGGCGAUGAAGUCCGUUCCGCUUGCGGCGCGUUGCCUUUCGAAGAGGUUUUAUUCUCUCAAAAGUGCACCGAAAGCAGAUGCCUUUUCUGCAGCAGAACGGGCCAAACUUCAGCUACAUCCUCAGGAUCUUGAGAUCACAAAACUACCGUAUGGCUUAGUGAUCGCGUCUCUGGAAAAUUACUCUCCUGCCUCAAGAAUUGGGGUCUUUAUCAAAGCAGGCAGCAGGUAUGAGACCACUGCCAAUUUGGGAACAACACAUCUGCUCCGUCUUGCCUCUAACCUGACCACAAAAGGAGCUUCAGCCUUCAGGAUCACUCGGGGCAUUGAAGCAGUCGGGGGCAGCCUAAGUGUGACCUGUACCAGGGAGAACAUGGUCUAUUCUGUUGAAUGCCUGCGUGAUUACGUUGAUACUGUAAUGGAGUAUUUAAUCAACGUCACUACGGCACCAGAAUUCAGGCGCUGGGAAGUGUCGGAGGUUCAGCCCCGGCUAAGCGUUGAUAAGGUGAUUGCCUUUCAGAACCCGCAAGUUGGUGUUCUCGAAAACUUGCAUGCGGCGGCUUAUCGGAAUGCCCUUGCUAAUUCCUUAUACUGUCCUGACUACAUGAUUGGGAAAAUUACAUCCGAACAGCUGCAUAACUUUGUCCAGAACAACUUCACGAGUGCCAGGAUGGCUCUGGUGGGUCUAGGUGUCAGCCACUCUGAUCUAAAGCAAGUUGGGGAGCAGUUUCUCAACAUCCGAAGCGGGGCCGGCUCUGCUGGUGUGAAGGCAAGCUACCGUGGAGGUGAAAUCCGGGAGCAGAAUGGUGACAGCCUUGUCCAUGCUGCUGUGGUAGCAGAGGGAGCGACCAUUGGAAGUGCAGAAGCAAAUGCCUUCAGUGUCCUUCAGCACGUUCUGGGAGCAGGACCUCUUGUUAAGAGAGGAAACAGUGUUACCAGUAAGCUCAUCCAGGGCGCCGCAAAGGCAACAACGCAACCGUUUCAUGCAUCAGCAUUUAAUGUUAAUUACAGUGAUUCAGGACUGUUUGGCAUUUAUACUGUAGCCCAGCCAUCAGCUGCCGGAGAGGUAAUCAAGGCUGCUUUGAACCAAGCGAAGACGGUUGCCCAGGGAGGACUCACCGAGGAAGAGGUCACAAGAGCCAAAAACCAGCUGAAGGCAGCGCUCUUGAUGUCUGUUGAGUCUUCCGACGGCUUGCUGGAGGAGAUAGGCUCUCAGGCACUGGCGUCUGGGACCUAUCUGUCGCCUGCUGCUGUGGUGGCGAAGGUUGACGCUGUGGCCACCGCUGAUGUUGUGAACGCCGCAAAGAAGUUUGUGACUGGGAAGAAGACGAUGGCCGCCAGCGGGGACUUGGCAAACACCCCCUUUGUUGAUGAGUUGUAGGAAGGCCGAGGUGGGCCGGGGGGGGGGGCACAGAAUCAGGUCAGACCCGCCUCCGGGGCACUUGCAUUGAAUCGCUGUUCUCAGUCUUCACUCUUAUUUAUGGUUCCGAUGCUCCGAGCCUGGGGGUUACCAUGUCAAUUUACAUACACUGAAUAAAGGGCGGAGUCUGUCAGCA
Molecule: messenger RNA, 1634 nt
Organism: Gekko japonicus
Lineage: Eukaryota; Metazoa; Chordata; Lepidosauria; Squamata; Gekkonidae
Product: cytochrome b-c1 complex subunit 2, mitochondrial
Exons: 14
Coding region: 77-1459 (460 amino acids)
Cellular component (GO): mitochondrion
Molecular function (GO): metal ion binding
Source: RefSeq, a predicted model, not a curated record